AUGUGCACGCUUAGGAGUGUGAGGAGGGAGGGAGGCUUCCUUGGGGAGGGCACUGUGGUCUCCCCCUCAGGUUUAUCCGACCCGGUCCCUGUGCUGAGCAAACUGAGGUUCCAGAGAGAGAAGGUUGCCAGCCAGAGGGCAGGAUGGAAAAUGCUCCUCCUCCUCACACUGUGCCUGCUACAAGCUGCCACCUGGGACCUCAGCAGGGCCGUAGCAGUGGGGGCAGGGGAGGCGGGAGGGCAGGCAGCUCUGGCUUGGGGGACGGCCUGGAGCUCUCUGGCCUGGCAGGGGUUUCGAGCUGGCUCUUUGCCUCUUCCUCUUGUGGACCCUCGGACAGCCCCCCCCGGUGACCCACCCCCUCCCUUUGCUGCAGGUUCUUCUUUGUCCCCUCCACACAGAGGACCCCAUCUCAGAUGGCUGCUGGAUGGCUCUCUUCCCUCCAGAACCCACCUCUGGGCCGUUGAAACACCUUCGUCACGCCUGUGCUGGCGGGAGAGUUCCUUAGCAGUUGCAAAUGCAUUGAGGGGCCCGAGGCUGGUGUCUGGGAAGCUCGGGGGAGCCGUCACCAUCCAGUGCCGUUAUGCCCCCUCCCUGGUCAACAGGCGCCAGAGGAAGUACUGGUGCCGCCUGGGCCCCCCCAGGUGGAUCUGCCGCACCAUCGUGUCCAGCACCCACUACACUCACCACCUCUAUCACGGCCGUGUGGCUCUCGCGGACUUUCCACACAGAGGCUUCUUUGUGGUCCGGCUGUCCCAGCUGUCCCUGGAUGAUGUGGGAUGCUACCACUGCGGCAUUGGAGACGAAAGUACCAUGGUGUUCUUCAGCAUGAAUCUGACCGUCUCUGCAGGUCCUUCCAGCACCUUCCCCACGGCCACUGCAGCUACUGGGGUGCUCACCCCGACAUCCUUUGGAACAGCAUCUCCAGCAGCCAACAGAUGGACCCCAGGACCCACCCAGACCACAGAAGGACAAGGGACAGAAUGGGACAGGGUUGCUCCAACUCCAGGAGCCAGCACAGCCACAGCUUCAGCUAAGGGAAGACACACCCCAGGAACAACUGGGACCGCAGCUGCAGGGACAGGCAUCUGGGUGGAGGCUUCUGUCAAGGCAACAGUUCCCGUUCCAGAGAGUCCAACUUCAAAAACCAGCGGCGUGUCCAACACAACAGAAGGUGUUUGGAUGUGGGGCACCAGAAGCUCAAUGACAAACAGGGCUAUUGUCAGCAAGGACAGGAGGGAGAGGACAACCACCCAGGCCGACAGGCCAAGGGUGGAAACAGAGAGGGCGGGGAUACCUGUGGAUGCAGCCAGGAAGGUCAUAGGAACCACUGGGCCAUCAGCCCUGGUCUCAGAAAAUCUGCCCUGGGAAACCCUCCAAGAAGCAACACCGGUUGCUAAGCAACAAUUCCUGGGCUCCAUUGAAGGAACAACCCCAGCUGCAGGAGUGUGGACCUUGGGAAUCACCAGCACAGAGACUGCAUCUGUGGAGGGAAGCACAGAAGGGGACCCAGACACUGCGGCUGGAGACAGUGGUCCCCAAGCAACGCCGAGCCAGGCCCCAGCAGCAGGUCCCCUGAGACCCCCCGGCAAAGAGUCAUCCGUGAAGAGUGCUUUUCCAGAAAAGAGCAGCGCUCGCAUCCUCACUCCAGUCUCUACCAUGCUGGCCCCGUUCAUGCUUGCGGCUCUGGUUCUGUUGCAAAGGAAGCUCCGGAGAAGGACGACCUCUCAGGAGGCAGAAAGCCCACCAGGGGUCACCCUGAUUCAGAUGACACAUUUCCUGGAGCCAAGUCUCCAACCAGACCAGCUGCCCCCCGUGGAAAGGAAGAUGCUCCAGGAUGACUCUCCUCCUGCCCAAGCCAGCCUGACUGUCCCAGAGAAGGACCCGGGGCCCCAAGAAAUGGAAAGAUAAACCACUCGGUCACCAUGGAAGGAGGACCAUGCCCAAAGACCUCCAAGACCCCAGCCUCUUCUCAGCAUCCUUCCUCCACCUGCGUGAAGAGGAGCUGAUGCAGCUGGAGCUCCACCCAGGGAGGCAAAGCUGACCAUCCGUGGGCCCAAGACGCUCAAGCAUUGUCCAUGGCCAAAGGUGACAGUAUGACUUGAAGAAGGCUUCAGGAAGAGGUCACCUAGGCAAAGUGUGGAAUUUCCGUUUCUGGAUGUUUGAAAAUAGAAAAGGUUUCCAAUCAGUGUGGACAAUGACAAAUUCUCUAUCACCACUGCCAGCCUUUGCUGGGCACCCCCCUUUCUGACAUGUUAGUACUCAGCCUGCUGCUCACAUGUCAUAU
Molecule: messenger RNA, 2284 nt
Organism: Lemur catta (Ring-tailed lemur)
Lineage: Eukaryota; Metazoa; Chordata; Mammalia; Primates; Lemuridae
Gene: FCAMR
Product: Fc alpha and mu receptor
Exons: 7
Coding region: 1-1908 (635 amino acids)
Cellular component (GO): plasma membrane
Molecular function (GO): transmembrane signaling receptor activity
Source: RefSeq, a predicted model, not a curated record